Messenger RNA from Onychomys torridus (southern grasshopper mouse), 846 nucleotides. It is a transcript of the gene Ca6, whose product is annotated as carbonic anhydrase 6. The transcript has 7 exons. Gene Ontology annotation, molecular function: carbonate dehydratase activity; zinc ion binding. Bases 1 to 846 code for a protein of 281 amino acids. The record is from RefSeq and is a predicted model, not a curated record. Lineage: Eukaryota; Metazoa; Chordata; Mammalia; Rodentia; Cricetidae.
AUGUGGGCUCUGGUGACUGUGGUAUCUCUGUUCUUCCUGGGCGUCCAGGCUCAUUGGACCUACUCAGGGGAAGGGCUAACAGAAGACCAAUGGUAUCAGGAGUACCCGGCCUGUGGGGGGCGGAAGCAGUCGCCUAUCGACCUGGUGAGGGAGGAGGUGAAGUUCAACCCGUCCUUGAAGAGGCUGAACCUGACUGGCUACGGGGAGGAGGGGCUGGAGUUCUCCAUGACUAACAAUGGCCACACAGUGCAGAUCACCCUGCCUCACACCAUGUACAUGACAGACUCUGAGGGCAAUCUGUACAGAUCAGAGCAAUUGCACUUUCACUGGGGUGGAGGCCCCUCAGGAAUCAGCGGCUCCGAGCACACUGUUGAUGGGAUCAGGCGUGUGAUGGAGAUUCACUUUGUUAACUACAAUGACAAGUACGGAAGCUUCAAGGAAGCUCAGAGUCAACCCGAUGGUUUGGCUGUAAUUGCAAUCUUUGUUGAGAUUGAUCAGUAUGCCGAAAAUACUUACUACAGCUCCUUCAUUUUUGAGUUGUCCAACAUCAAGCAUCCAGGACAAACCACAACUCUGAAAGACACUACCAUUCAGAAAAUGUUGCCUAGAGACACGCACAACUAUUACACCUACGAAGGCUCGCUCACCACUCCACCCUGCACAGAGAAUGUCAAGUGGUUUGUGUUUCAAGACUCUGUCAAGCUCUCUAAGACCCAGGUUGAGAGGAUAGAGAAUGCUAUUCAGAAUCACCACAAUGAGACCCUUCAUGAUGGCUACCGAAAGACCCAGCCCCUCAACCACAGAGUAGUGGAGGUCAACUUCCCAUUUCCUGAUAAGUGUAAGUGA